This is a messenger RNA of Baudoinia panamericana UAMH 10762, 1152 nucleotides long. RefSeq lists its product as uncharacterized. The transcript has 2 exons. Gene Ontology annotation, molecular function: dioxygenase activity. The record is from RefSeq and is a predicted model, not a curated record. Bases 1 to 1152 code for a protein of 383 amino acids. Lineage: Eukaryota; Fungi; Ascomycota; Dothideomycetes; Mycosphaerellales; Teratosphaeriaceae.
AUGGCAACAGACCAUCUCGACCCAGAGAGUCUGGCCUUUGACGACCUGCCGCCCUUCCCCAACGACGUUCCAACCGCACCACUCCUCCGCAUCAGCCUCAAGAAGCUCAUCGAUCAAGACACCGAUGAACAACAACGUCUAUGGCGUGCCUGCUGCGACCUCGGCUUCUUCUACCUCGACUUACGUGCCGGCUCUGAAAACGGCGACGGCGAGCUCAACGGCGAUGGUCUGCUGGCGGACGCCGAAGCCAUGUUCACCCUCGGCAAGCAAGUCCUCGAGCUCCCGGAGGUGGAGAAGGUGCAGUAUGAUUACCACGACGCGGGCGAGCAGGGCAGCUACUUCGGGUACAGACGCCUGGGUCAGAAACUCAUCGACGGCGGUGAUGGGAAGCGGGAUGGCAGCGAGUUCUGGAAUAGUUCGAAAGACGACUUACUCGGCGUCACUGACCCGCUCCCCGCACCAGCGGUGCUGCAGAAGGAGGGGAAUCGCGCGUUGGUGCGGAGAUACGUGCAGCGGUCUCACGCCGUUGUCACGCUUCUGCUUGGCGUACUGAGUGACCAGCUCGGUCUACCAGCGCAUACACUGCAGAAUCUCCACCGGCUCCGCACAACUUCCUGCGAUAUCGUGCGGUGGGUACGCGCGCCGUGGCAGCCCAUGGACGAGAAUAAGAUCUCACUGGGUCAGCAUACCGACUUUGGCAGCGUGAGCGUGCUGUUCAAUCGACUUGGCGGGCUGCAAGUUCUCCCGCCUGGGGAGGGCGCGGAAUGGAGCUACGUGCGACCCCUCCAAGGCCAUUGUAUUUGCAACCUGGGAGACGCAAUGGUGAAGUUCUCCGCCGGGAUCCUGCGGUCGAAUUUGCACCGUGUUGUCAACCCGCCGGGGAAGCAGGAGGGCUUGACGAGGAUGAGUCUGGUGUAUUUUGCUCGGCCGGAGGAUGAAGUUUUGCUGCGCGCACUUGAGGGGAGCGAGAUGAUUGAUGCGAGGCGGGGACAGCAGGAUGGUGGUGCAGACGAAGAAGAGGUGGUCACGGCGAAGGAUUGGAUUUAUCGUCGCUCGAUUGGGAGAAGGGUUGGUGUCAACCAUGCCAAAAGUAUGGGCACUGAUCAGGAGGGUCUGAAGCAGUCAUCAAAAGUUAUCAGCGUCGCAAAAUGA